This is a messenger RNA of Rotaria sp. Silwood2, 1908 nucleotides long. The record is from the annotation of a GenBank genome assembly. NCBI's taxonomy places the organism in Eukaryota, Metazoa, Rotifera, Eurotatoria, Philodinida, Philodinidae.
AUGAAUAAGUGGUCAACAUCAUUACCAUCGAUUAUCUCAUUGUGUAAUGAUGUGCAGUAUCAAUUCGAUCCUAUGUUUAUGCAACAAACAGGAUCAGAAACUACAACAUCAAUACCAUUAUCAAAUAAAAAUUUACACAGUACUAGUGGUUCUCUUGGUGAUUUAUCAGUACUUAUACAAUCACAACCAUCAUUUAUUAACUAUGAUGAGUAUUUAAAUAAUUAUAUUCAAUCGUCCAGACCACCUAUUUCCUUAUACGAUACAUCUAUUGAACAUGAAACAGCAAUACAAACAAAUAUAUCACCACAUGAACACUUUGUAACCAAUGAUGAAUUACUUGAAUCAUUGGUUGCUUAUGCCGAUAGUUUUAAUUUGGAUUCUUCUAGUUAUUCAACCCAAAGGAAAAGGCUACAAUCGACAACAACAACAGUAACGCCAGUUCCAACAAUACAAACAACACCAAUUCCAAAAAUACCAACAACGCCUAUUCCAAAAAUACAAACAACACCAAUUCCAACAGUACAAGCAACAGUAAGACGAAGAACACAAUCGUCAACAGCUCAUUUAGCAUCCAUGAUUGAAAAUGAUACACUAACACGACAUAAAAGUUGUGAUGAUAUAUCAAUGGCAUGUUCUAUAACAAGUACUAGUAAACCAAUAACUGUUAUACCACGAGAAGAACUUAUGACGAAAAAAAAUUUCACAAAAUUUGUACCAUCCGAAUCUCAUCCACAAUUCUUUUUUGCUGCAAAAACAGAUGAAGAUAAUGAUAAUGAUAAUUAUAAUUAUAAUUAUAAUAAUAAUAAUAAUAUUUUUGAAAGAAAUCAUGAAGAAAAACCAAUUGAAGAUUGUGCAACAACAACAACAGAUAUUUCAAAGUUUGAAUGGGGAUUUUCAUCAGAUACAAUGAACGAAUUAAACAAAUCAUCAAGUGAACCAUUUCAUACUUAUGAAGCAACAACUAAUAUCGGUGAUAUUAAUUUAAAUUAUUUAAAAGAUCUUGAACGAUGUUCUUCUAUGGCUGCUUCAAUGGAUUUUACUCAUGAAUAUCCCACACCUAUUCUACAACCACCACCACCACUACCCGUUAUAAUACGAAAAAAAAGUAAAGAUAUUAUAUUAAAACAACAAGUUGAUAUACAAUUACUUCGUCCACCAACUCCUCCACCACCAGCUCCAAUUAUUAUUCGAGAAGUUCGUCACAAACCUCCUCUGCCUCCUAAACCAAUAACAAUACAUCAAAAACUAGAAAAUACCGGUCAAAUUCAAUUAUCAAGAACACCAUCACCUAUUGUAAUUCGUGAGCGUCCGCCACUUCCACCAAAAAAGGAAUGUCUAUCCAAACCAACUAUUGUUUAUCGUCAUUUACCAACUCCACCAUCUUCACCACCAACAGUCGUUGUUGAACGUCUUCGACCAAAUGUUUCAGCUAUCAUACAAAAACCGGCACCUAUUGUAGUUGAAAAAUGGUUACCAUAUCCACCCGAACAAAAACGUCAAAUAAUUUAUGAACGAGCAUCACCGUUACCAGUACGAAAUAAAUAUCAGCCUAAUGAACAAGCAAAACAAAUUAUUGUCGAAUAUGAUGAUGUUAAUAUUAUUGUUAAUAAAGAUAUAAAACAACGAUCAGAAAUAAAACGUGUUAGACCUGAUCAAUAUAUUCACCAAUAUGGAAGUUCAUUAUAUUCGAAUGAAACUCUUAAUCAAUUAUUAACUGACUUUACUUGUUCAUCGCAAGUAUGUCUUAAGAAUAAAUCCGUUCUUUUUUUAUCAAUUUUGAUUAUUAACGAGUGUGCAUUUGAUUGGGCUGAAAUUUUUAUCACAGAUAGGGUACCGAAAGUGAAAAACGAACAACCACGUCUAUCAUAUCAACAUUAUUACGAAAACUACUCACCGACAUAUCCUUGA